Synchiropus splendidus (mandarinfish) is the source of this 2662-nucleotide messenger RNA. RefSeq names its product oocyte zinc finger protein XlCOF6.1-like. The coding region runs from base 114 to 1373 and encodes 419 amino acids. Gene Ontology annotation, biological process: regulation of immune system process; regulation of cytokine production; negative regulation of transcription by RNA polymerase II. NCBI's taxonomy places the organism in Eukaryota, Metazoa, Chordata, Actinopteri, Syngnathiformes, Callionymidae. The record is from RefSeq and is a predicted model, not a curated record. Gene Ontology annotation, molecular function: RNA polymerase II cis-regulatory region sequence-specific DNA binding; DNA-binding transcription activator activity, RNA polymerase II-specific. The transcript has 2 exons. Gene Ontology annotation, cellular component: nucleus.
UCCUGUGUGUCUCCUGCUCGUGGAUCCCGUGGAGGUAUUCUUUCAAGGGGAAUCUUACCGAUCGUCUGCUGCCACUAGACUCUGGGUUGAAGCUGAAGUCAGUCCUACGGGAGAUGGAGAUAAAGAGAGCAGAUGUACAGCAGCUGCGGGUGAAGGAAGAGGACCUUUCUGCUGACCAGCUGGAGAGCAGCUCCAGUGCCGACCAAGAGAGACAAGAACCUCGUCUUAUUAAGGAAGAGGACAGUUUCUCUGCCACUGCUGUCAAUGUGAAGAUAGAAGAUGAGGAGAGGCCUUUAACCAGGAACUUGAUUCAUCGCAUUAAAGCUGAAGCUGCUGGACAUAACUGUGGUGAACCAGAACCAGCCACUGACUUAGGUACACCUCUCCAUCCUGACCAGCAUAGGUCAGUCUCCUCUGAAUCUGAUACUGAUGACAGUGAGGACUGGAGAGAAACCAGCAACUCUCAGUCAGGUUCAAAAUCUGUGGAGACUCCUAAUGUUCAUGCCAGCAAGAAUGAAGACGAUGGUGCUCACAAGUUGCUGUGCUGCUCCGGAUGUGGGAAAAAAUGCAGUUCAAAGUCUGGCCUGACUAAACACUUGAAAUCCUGCUGCGGAGAACCUCUUUCUUGCUCUUUUUGUGGGAAAAGUUCUAAAAGUAAUGCAGCGCUUGAGGUUCACAUGAGAGUUCACACUGGAGAAAAACCCUUCAUCUGCUCUCAGUGUGGCAAAUGCUUCACACAGAGAGGGAGCCUGAAGGAACACAUGAGAAUUCAUUCUGGAGAAAAACCCUUCAGCUGUUCACAAUGUGGCAAAAGCUUUACCCAGAAAGGGCACUUGGAGGAUCACAUGAAAAUCCACACUGGAGAGAAACAUUUUAGCUGCACUCAGUGUGGUAAAUGCUUUACAUGGAGAGGGAGCUUAAAGGGACACAUGCGUAUCCACACUGGAGAGAAACCUUUUGCCUGCUCUCAGUGUGGUAAACGUUUUACGCAGAAAGAGCACCUGAAUGUUCAUAUGAGAAUCCAUACUGGAGAAAAACCAUUCAGCUGCACUAAGUGUGGUAAAUGUUUUACGCUGAGGCAGCACCUGGGGGAGCACAUGCGAACACACACUGGGGAAAAACCAUUUAUCUGCUUUCAAUGCAGCAAAUGUUUUCCAACGAGAGAAAGUCUUAAGGAACACACCCGAAUACACACAGGAGAGAAACCUUUCAGUUGCAUUCUGUGUGGGGACAGUUUUACACAGACAGGGCACCUGAAAGCACACAUGAGAGUUCACAGUGGGGAAAAACCUUACGCCUGCUCGCAGUGUGAUAAGUGUUUUACUCAGAGAGGCAGCCUGAACAGGCACGUGAGAAGCCAUAUGUGUAACUAGAGUAGACUUCAUUCUAUCAUCUCUAAAACAGCCCCUCAAGAUGUUUGGAGACUGUUCUAGAAGCUUUUAAUUAGGGCUGCACCGAUCAAUUGGCUGGCUGAUUUAUCGGUGUCAAUAUGGAUUGUUAUGAUAUCAUCUUGAUCGACAGAUCAAAUGAAAACAUAUAAAAAAUAAAUUAUUAAUUUUAAUAAGAUGCUAUUUAUAUUCAUACAUGCUGAUAAAUGUUAUUGCUCUUUGGGCAUUCAUUUCAAAAUCCCAUGAUGUGAUGCUGCAGUCCGGUCUGCAGGCAUUAGAGACGUUUGCCAAUACUAAAAAAAGUCAGUCUGUAUUGGCCGAGUGGUCGGCGCACCCAUACUUUUGUCUUCAAGUCGAGUUGAUGAAUUAUUUGAAUGGUAUCUAUGAAGAAAAUGUUCCAGUCAUGGGUUGUCACAGUAACUCAGCCUCCUUUACCUUCACCUAUCAUCAUCCUCCUCCCUGGUCCUGUGUUAAAUCUAUAAAUCUCUAUGGUUGUUUUCCCCACCUUGUUCUGCACAGCAUUUCCAUUGCUAAUAUUCUCUCUUCCUCUGAAAACCUAAGCAUCUUAAACUCUGACUCUUGGAACUCUGCUUCAUGUCUUUGUGUCAGUGCUACUGUCUCUAACUGAACCAUCAUGGCAGGUUUCACUGUUGUAAAUAACAAUAAUGGCUCAGAUUUCUAUAACUUUUCAAGGCACCCGACACUACGGAAACCAUUAUUUGCUCAUACCUCAGUCACACCAGUGGCUAGCUGCACCUGUGGCCUCUGCUUCCCGGGGUUUGGCCGGUUGGGCUGUGUGACGGAAGCUCUCCUCUUCACUGUUUUCAACUCCUGGCCAUCUCUUUUGUGAGACUAUUCCCAAACAUGUGUUGAGCACAACUUCAGAAGCACACUGAGAUGAGGCCAAAACCAGAUCAAAGAUCAAUGUCAGCGAGAUGAACCCCAAAUAUCAAGAUUUGCAGGUAAACUUUGUGGUCUGUUGUGAACGUAUGUCACUCUGGUCAUAAGAUCCGACGUUUUGUGAAAACUGACAUAUGGUAUUCGAACUCUGGAGGGCCGUAUCCUCUUGUUUCACUAGUAAUAUUGUCGCCUCAUUCAUGAAGAAGUAGGUUCUUGUCUCUUUUAUAUUUAACAUCGUUCUUUCACUCACAGAGAUUGGUCGCCCUCAACACGCCCUGAGUCGGAAUCAGUUACUCCAUCACCACUGCUCUUGUGAAUGGAAUGUUCAUCUUUGAUGAAGAUUUUCAUGACUUUUAAUGACCCUUAAAAUAUAA